AUGAUUUCUGGAAUCGCCCACAUCAAUCUCACCAUCCCUCAGGGCACAUUAGACCAAGCCGAGGAGUUCUACGGGACUACCCUCGGACUCACUUCGGCGCCGGUACCGGAGCUCCAGAAGGGGACAAUCUUAUGGUUCAAUAUCGGCUCCAGUGGACAGCAAGUGCAUAUUACCCAUGGUGCGACCGAUCCCCAAGCUAGCCGGCACCCAUGCUUCAAACUGCCUUCCCGUGAGGAACUAGAAGAGAUUAAGACAAGCAUUUAUAACCAUCACGUGCGGGGUGGUCCUGCAGCCCCAAUGGCUGCCGAUAAGCCUGGCGAGGCGAACUCAGGGACCCAAGGGAAAGAAUAUCCUACACGGUUCUUCGCUCGGGAUUUUGGCGGAAACUUGCUUGAGUUUACUAUGUAA
Molecule: messenger RNA, 408 nt
Organism: Penicillium roqueforti
Lineage: Eukaryota; Fungi; Ascomycota; Eurotiomycetes; Eurotiales; Aspergillaceae
Product: putative glyoxalase family protein
Exons: 3
Coding region: 1-408 (135 amino acids)
Source: RefSeq, a predicted model, not a curated record